CGCCGCGGUGCGGCCCGGUGCUGGGCGCGGCCGGAGAAAGUCCAUGUGAGCCGGAGCGCCGGGCCGCCGGAGCACUUCCUGCCGCAGGCCGGACCGGGCCGGCGCCCGCAGAAGUUUGAAAGCAGCCGUCCAGUACCGUGGGAAGUGGACGUCUCUUGCAAUCAACGUCGGUACCAGUUUGCCAGAAUUCUUCAAUGUGCCCCGCUCGGCCGCUCCCGCGCUGAGAGUCCGAGGCCAGCCCGCAGCGCCCGCCCGCCAUGUCGCAGAUGCUGCACAUCGAGAUUCCCAACUUCGGGAACACCGUGCUCGGCUGCCUCAACGAGCAGCGUCUGCUGGGCCUCUACUGCGAUGUGUCCAUUGUGGUCAAGGGCCAGGCCUUCAAGGCCCACCGGGCCGUCCUGGCCGCCAGCAGCCUCUACUUCCGCGACCUGUUCAGCGGCAACAGCAAGAGCGCCUUCGAGCUGCCGGGCACCGUGCCGCCCGCCUGCUUCCAGCAGAUCCUGUCCUUCUGCUACACGGGCAGGCUGACCAUGGCGGCCAGCGAGCAGCUCGUGGUCAUGUACACGGCCGGCUUCCUGCAGAUCCAGCACAUCGUGGAGCGCGGCACAGACCUCAUGUUCAAGGUGAGCUCGCCCCACUGUGACUCGCAGACGGCCGUGAUGGAGGACGCCGGCUCCGAGCCCCAGAGCCCCUGCAACCCGCCGCCCUCCGCCGCCGCCGCCGCCGCCGCGCCCCCCUUCGUCGUGUCCCCCUCCGUGCCCAUCCCGCUGCUGACCCGAGUGAAGCACGAAGCCAUGGAGCUGCCGCUGGCCGCCGGCCCGGGCCUGGCCCCCAAGCGCCCGCUGGAGACGGGGCCCCGGGAUGGCGCGCCGGUGGCGGCGGGCCCGAUGGGGGCGGCGGGCACGGCCCCUCUCAAGCUGCCCCGGGUCUCCUACUACGGGGUGCCCGGCCUGGCCACCCUCAUCCCCAGCAUCCAGCAGGCGCCCUACUCCCAGGGAGAGCGGACCAGCCCGGGGGCCAGCAGCCUGCCCACCACAGACAGCCCCACGUCCUACCACAACGAGGAGGACGAGGAGGACGACGAGGCCUACGACACCAUGGUGGAGGAGCAGUACGGCCAGAUGUACAUCAAGGCCACGGGCAGCUACGCAGUGCCGGAGAAGCCAGAGCCGGUGCCGCUGGAGAGCCGGUCCUGCGUCCUCAUCCGCCGCGACCUUGUGGCCCUGCCCGCCAGCCUCAUCAGCCAGAUCGGGUACCGCUGCCACCCGAAGCUCUACUCCGAGGGUGACCCCGGCGAGAAGCUGGAGCUGGUGGCAGGCUCUGGCGUCUACAUCACGCGCGGCCAGCUGAUGAACUGCCACCUCUGCGCGGGGGUCAAGCACAAGGUUCUGCUGCGGCGGCUCCUCGCCACCUUCUUCGACAGGAACACGCUGGCCAACAGCUGCGGCACCGGCAUCCGCUCGUCCACCAGUGACCCGAGCCGCAAGCCGCUGGACAGCCGCGUCCUGAACGCUGUGAAACUGUACUGUCAGAACUUCGCCCCCAGCUUCAAGGAGAGCGAGAUGAACGUGAUCGCCGCGGACAUGUGCACCAACGCCCGCCGGGUCCGCAAGCGCUGGCUGCCCAAGAUCAAGUCCAUGCUGCCCGAGGGCGUGGAGAUGUACCGCACGGUCAUGGGCUCCUCGGCCGCCAGCGCGUCCCUGGACCCCGAGUUCCCGGCCGCCACGGCGCAGGUCUUCGAGCAGCGCAUCUACGCCGAGCGGCGGGGCGACGCCGCCACCAUCGUGGCCCUGAGAACUGACGCCGUGAAUGUCGACCUGGGCGCCUCCGCCAACCCCGCCUUCGAAGCCGGCGAGGAGGCGGACGGGGCCGGCUCGGUCAUCCAGGAGGUGGCCGCGCCCGAGCCGCUGCCCGCCGACGGCCAGAGCCCCCCGCAGCCCUUCGAGCAGGGCAGCGCCAGCACCAGCCGGCCCGCGACCCCGGCUGCAGCGAGGAGACAGGAGGGCCCGUUCCCAGGGACCUUGUAGGAGCCGAAGCGGGUCCUGAAGCUGCUUGCAUGCGUUACUAAUACAGACAAAUGUGAUCAAGCCACUUACCUACUGAACUGCUACUGUUGCCUGAAAAAAAUGUGAUUUUUAUUCUGCUUGUAUUUAAAAUUUAUGAAGGAAACAAAUGCAUUCGUUAUACUGUAAACGAUUAGGCCACUGGCGACCUAGUUGCGCGAAGAGGUCCCGCGGCUCCUUUUUGAUAUUCGAGAGGUUCGUCUCCAAAGCCCCAGCUUUCCUCCCCCUUGGGGGGGGUGGGGGGUGGGCAGGAGGCCGCCGACCUGGUGCCCUGCCCUGCCGGCCUCCCGCCCCCGCCCCUCCACCCAGGGGGAAGCCAGGGGCCUGGGGUGAGGGGCAUGCGUCUCGGGACCCUCGUUCCUCACCUGGGGGGACCCCACCCCUCGGGGCCACAAGCCAGGGCUGGGCCCCCGGGGGCCAAACUCCCCUUGUUUUCCCUUCUUCCGGAGACUCGGGGGUCAGGCCUGCCGGGUCCGCCGUGUCUGUGGGGUGUGAGUGUGUGCGGAGCGUGUGAGUGUGUGUGAGCGAGCGUGUGCAGGGAGCAGGUGACGGCACGGGGACCGGCCCGCCGGCCGGCCGCCGUGGGUGGAGAGUGCCCUUGGCUGUAUCUGUUUUCCUUCCCGGCACCUGUGGGACCUGGCCGACCCCACGGACCCUCGGUCCACCUGGGACCCAGCGCCUGGGCCGCCACCGCCGCCGCCGCCGCCGAGCCCCCGCUGGCUCCCACCUGGCCGCCCGCCAUCCCGUGGGGAGAGGCUACGGCCCCUGGUGCAGCCACGCAGCCUUCAGCCACGUUGGGUUUGUGUCUGUUUAUUCGUUUUCGUCUUAAUUCAGAUCUAUUUCAUGUAUGAAACCAUAUCUGGUUUGGAAACUUUCAGACCCAAAAGAGCAAAAAAAAUUAGGGACGAUUGGGUGUCCCUGCCCCAACCCGCUCUGGCUUGGGGGUGGGUCCCUCCAGACACCAUGGCCCCCAGGCCUCCGGGCCAGGUCCCGCUCACCUCCCAGGGCUGAGAAAGGGGUGCAGGCUGGCGCUGGCGCAGGGUCCCCUGUGGGUGCACCGAGCCUUGGGCUGUCUCGCUCCGAGGCUGCAAGUGGUGGCCAGAGGCACAAGCCAGAGCUGGGGCGGUUUGCAGGUGCUGAGCUUCUGGAAUGCAGAGGGGGCGGGCCAUGGAAGCUGUUGGUUUGAGGCUGGAAUGCUCACUGUGAAGUUCAGUUGCUGUUCUGAGGGGGAGGGGCACAGGCUGUCCCAAGUGCUCGGUCCAGUUGUCCGGGGGCCGCCUGCCUCCCCCUCCCCCUCCCCCUCCCCCUUGCCAGGCAGCAGGGCUUCAGGCCCGUCCUGCUGACCGCAGCCCUUGGGAGGAGACCUCGGGCAGUAGUGGGGGGGGGGGCUCCUUCCAGGCAGGCUCUCCAGAGAGCUCUGAUGGUUGCCCGACCGGGGUUUGGGGGGCCCUGGGCGGGCACGUGGGGGCUAAUCUCAGCCCCUCUAUCCACCCCCACCGUGCCUCCCCAAGGGCAGGGAGGGCCAAGCCCUGUGGUCCCAGCCCAGGGGCUGCAGCUCCUUCCUGCUGGAGCUUGGAGCCCACCACCUGGCCCAGAGGGGGGCCCCCUCCGUCUGAGGCCCCGAGGGGGCUGGAGCUGGCAGGGGCCUGGGCCCUCAGGGCGCUGCGGGGUGGCACUGGGGGUGGGGAGGCAGGCCCGUCGCCUCCCUCCGGAGCCCCCCCAUCCCCCCACCCCACGUUUGCACCUGCACCUUCCUUCAUCGCUGGGGACCUUCGGGAGCCGGCCGCCCGCCUGUCCCGCUGUGGGCAGAGGGCUCGCCCUCCCUCUCUCCCCCGCUCCAAAGUGGGCACGGGCCCCCCCCACCCCCGCGUCUAGGCCGGGACGGGGAGGGGCGCCUCCGGGCCGGCGGCCUCCCGGCAAAGGCCUGACCGCCGCUCGGGCUAGCACAAUGUCCCGUGACCUCUGUCCUUUGGUUGUUUCUGUCGCUGUCUGUUGUGUUGUUCCGGGUAUGGAAGGCAAGAGCUGUGGGUGGAACUUUAAUCGUAGUCAAAUGUGAAUGGCUUCUGAGCUCUCCCUGCGCCCUGGGUGGGCCAGGCCGAGCGUUUUGCACUAAUGUGACCCGCGGGGACGCGGGUCGGGAGCGGUGGCGGACGGGCACGGCUGAUGAUUGUACCUGCCGGGGCGUGCCCUCCGUGCCCGGUGCGUUCCGCGGGGCGGCGGCGGCGGCGGGCCCGGCGCGGAGGGGCCCUCCAGAGUGCCUUAGCAUCUUUUGACCAUUUUCCCCAAGGAAAACCAGUUAGGAGAACCGGACCCUCCCCUCCUCUGUUUACAAGACGACUAACCCUGUCCUGUGGGUGUGAUCCUGACGGACCCUGACCCCGGAGACCGAGACAAGCCACUCAGUAUUUAUGAAGUGUCUGCACCUUUAUCCCUAAGCUUGACUAGUAGCAAUACGCAUAUACUCCGUAGUGUCUGCAUAGAGCUAAUCCUAUCAGCGCCUUUCAAGGAGGGAAGGACUGGGCCGGGUCCCAGCGGCCGCGGCGGGCGGCGGGCCUGGGCUCAGCAGCCGCCCGCCCUCGCCUGCCCCCCCGGAGGCAGCUGGGGCUGGGGCGAAGGUCCAGGAGAAGGGACCGGAGGUGUGACAGAUCCUGUGAGCUCGGGGGCCCGCCCGCCUGGCCGGCGCGCCUCUGUACUUGAAUCCUGUCUUGCACUGUGUCUGGUGUCGCCCAGAGUUCUCUGUGACUGCUUGACCUUGCACUUGACGGACUGUGCUACCUUGCCCCUGAAGGCGGACCAGAGGCCGGGGGAGAGGCCCUGGGGUGGGCAGCCUGCCGGCCUGCCCGCCCGCCCGCUCGCUGCCCUGGCGCGGGGGCCGGCGUGUUUCUCCUCUGUGUUUAGAGGGAGGGGGCAGAGGCUCAGCCUGGGAGGGGCCUGCUCUGCGCCCGGCCCAGCGCUGCCCUGGCGGCACCCGAUGGCCGGAACUUUCUAGCACUGGCCCAGUGCCUGCCACCCCAGCCGUUGACUGCGUAGGUGCCCCUCAAACGGGUUAUUUUUAGGGAAAUAGCUUGCUACAAGUAGAAAAAGGCCUCUGGCCCGUUCACCAACCGAGAACUCCGAGGAAACCUGCUUUUUUGCCUCUGCAGCGGUAAAUCCUCAACGCAGAAUGGAGAGUGCAUAGCUGUCUUGAGCUUUAACUACUGUUUCCGAACGUUGCUGCUGCGGGAAUUUGUCACUCUGUCAGCCAGCCAGCCCCGGGCGAGCAUGUCACCCGCUGGCGGCCGGAGAGCGCGGGGGCUCGGUACAAGAUGUUUCUGACAUGGCAAGGGUUUCUGGUUUUUGUUUGUGUGUGUGUUUGUUUUGUUUCGCUGGAAAAAAAAAUGAAAAGAAAAAUUAUGCAGAAUCUAUAACACAUUCAGAUUGGACAACCUGCUUGAAUUCUGAUCAAUCGCUUCAUUGUUAGCGUUUCGCACAUGAUUGUAAUUUUUAUGUCAAAAGAAGCCAAAACUUGCAAUACUAUUUUUAGCAGACAAAAAAAAAAAGAACUAAGUAUAAAACGUACACAUAUUUUUGACUUGAACAUUUGGAUGUUACUGGUGCAAAGAGACCAUUCAUCCUUUGGAUGGCGUGUUUGGGAAAAAGAGACUUUUGAAAAGGACAUGGUGGUUGCACAGAGUCCGUGGAGGGUGUGUACUGUAACUCGCGACUGUUAAAAAUAAAGAAAUAAACACAUUGUUCCUGGGCUGCGUAUAAAGGAGGCUUGUUUCUCAGUGACACUGAGUUCCAUUUCAGCCACACAAGAGGCUAGCUUUUUUUUCUUUUUCUUUUUCUUUUCCUUUUUUUUGAAGAAGGAGGAAACCUCUGACCGUUCCUCCUGUGCCGCCUCCUUUCUGCGCUGCUGCUCGGCAGCAUCCAGACUGUCGCUUCGUAGCCACGCUGACACCACGGACGUAGCAUAACUCAGACGACAGAACGUCCGCCUGCGACCAGGACCCUGAGGGCUCUGAGCCCCGUCAGGAGGUGGAAAUCCGUUACAGACAAAAGGAUGUGAUCCUUCACUGUAAAGCGCUUUGUAAAAUUCACAUUUACAGAAUAAUAAAGUCAGUUCAAACCCA
Molecule: messenger RNA, 6175 nt
Organism: Phacochoerus africanus (Common warthog)
Lineage: Eukaryota; Metazoa; Chordata; Mammalia; Artiodactyla; Suidae
Gene: NACC2
Product: NACC family member 2
Exons: 7
Coding region: 258-2027 (589 amino acids)
Biological process (GO): regulation of transcription by RNA polymerase II
Molecular function (GO): DNA-binding transcription factor activity, RNA polymerase II-specific; protein binding; RNA polymerase II cis-regulatory region sequence-specific DNA binding
Source: RefSeq, a predicted model, not a curated record